UGUCCGGGAGAUGGAGGGGGUCGCGGAAUGCCCUCUCGAGUGGAUAGAAGUGAAGGCAUCCAAAGUGUGACCCUUUCGUGGCUUAAUCUACAGGUGUUUACGAAAUGCGAGAAAAUUUCUGGUGAAGUAAAAAGUGGUCAAUUGUUGGCAAUAAUGGGCGCCAGUGGCGCCGGAAAGACAACGCUAUUGAAUGUAUUGACGGCCAGAAACCUAUCAAAACUACGGGUGAAAGGAGUGGUGCUAUUGAAUGGACAGGCGGUCAGUGCGGAGACAAUGGCAUCGCUUUCCUCAUACAUAGAACAACACGAUUUGUUUCAUCCGUUGCUUACAUCAUUGUUACGAAUGAAUAGAUGUCUAACACAAGACCAGAGAACUACUUUUGUCGACCAAUUGAUGAUAAAAUAUAAUUUAUGUAAAUGUAUGGACACUCAAAUUGGGGGCGACUUUGAGUUUAAAGGAAUUUCUGGGGGAGAAAUGAAGAGAUUGUCGUUUGCAUCAGAGACUGGCACUAAAAAUAGGCCAUAG
This is a messenger RNA of Medioppia subpectinata, 525 nucleotides long. The record is from the annotation of a GenBank genome assembly. Lineage: Eukaryota; Metazoa; Arthropoda; Arachnida; Sarcoptiformes; Oppiidae.